Chaetura pelagica (chimney swift) is the source of this 456-nucleotide messenger RNA. RefSeq names its product chromosome unknown open reading frame, human C2orf40 (gene ECRG4). The transcript has 4 exons. The coding region runs from base 1 to 456 and encodes 151 amino acids. Gene Ontology annotation, biological process: anaphase-promoting complex-dependent catabolic process; G1 to G0 transition; regulation of cell population proliferation. The record is from RefSeq and is a predicted model, not a curated record. NCBI's taxonomy places the organism in Eukaryota, Metazoa, Chordata, Aves, Apodiformes, Apodidae.
AUGCUGCCGCCGGGCCCCCGCCGGGCCCUCCCCCGGGCCGCCCUCGCCGCCCUCCUCCUCUUCCUCCCGCUGCUCUGCGCGGCCCCCGAUGUUGCAAAGGAAAAUAAGCUUAAGCUGAUGCUUCAGAAACGCGAAGCCCCUGUUGCCACGAAGUCCGAGGUGUCCGUGAAAGAAAAGGCAGCCAAGGAGUUCCUCAGCAGCUUGAGGCGCCAGCGGCGCCAGCUGUGGGACCGGAGCCAGCCCGACGUGCAGCAGUGGUACCAGCAGUUCCUGUACCUGGGAUUCGACGAGGCGAAAUUUGAAGAUGACAUGUCUUACUGGACCAACCUUGGGCGUGCUCGUAAUGAAUACUAUGGUGGAUACUACCAACACCACUAUGAUGAAGAUUCACCAAUUGGCCCACGAAAUCCACACACCUUCAGGCACGGAGCAGCCGUCAACUACGAUGAUUACUAA